This is a messenger RNA of Onychomys torridus (southern grasshopper mouse), 293 nucleotides long. Its product is annotated as protein ZNF738-like. Gene Ontology annotation, biological process: regulation of DNA-templated transcription. Bases 33 to 284 code for a protein of 83 amino acids. The record is from RefSeq and is a predicted model, not a curated record. The transcript has 4 exons. NCBI's taxonomy places the organism in Eukaryota, Metazoa, Chordata, Mammalia, Rodentia, Cricetidae.
CCACAAGUUAACAGAUAUUAUAGAUCACAACUAUGCAGAGUCCAUUGACAUUCAAGGAUGUGGCCAUCAAUUUCUCCAAGGAGGAAUGUGAAUGCCUGGAUACAUCUCAGAGGGAUUUGUACAGAGAGGUCACGUUGGAGAACUACAGCAACCUGGUUUCUGUAGAGCUAGUCACCUGCCUGGAACAGAAUAAAGAACCCUGGAUUGUGAACACAGAAGAAGUAGAAGGCAGAGAUUCAGCUCUGUUUCGUUAUCCCAUUCAUGAGUUGUUCCCAAAAGAGUGAACACAGGAU